GGAAAAUGUAGUGAGAAAUAGAGAGAGUAUGAGAGAGGGAGAGAUUGAUAGCAUGUCAGGACUCAGUAGCUUCCUGUUUCUACACUCUACAUUAUACCUUUCAUUUGGACGCUGUCCAGCCAACAGGAAUAGCAGCGUGUGAGGGGACAGCAUCCCCUGCCCUGUCAGAAACAGGCUCCUGCCCAGAAAACAAGCACACACAAUUACACACACAAACACACACACACACACACACACACACACACACACACACACACACACACACGUGCUGCGGAGAGGACUAUCGACGCAGGGGUGCAUCAUGAAGUCUCAGCAGAAAUGCAUCGUAAUCUUUGCGUUGGUGUGCUGUUUCGCCGUGCUGGUGGCCUUGAUCUUCUCAGCGGUGGAUGUCUGGGGAGAGGAUGAAGACGGUAUAACAGAGGAGAACUGUAACAAGAACUGCAGGGUAGUGCUUGUGGAGAAUAUUCCAGAAGAUGUCACCUUCUCUGAGAAUGCUACGUCCCACCUCCCCCUCUCUGCUGGGCUGCACAGCCUGUUGGACCUGGCAGUGGCUGGUCACUCUGUGGAGAUUGUGUCACCUCAAUGGAACCUGAACCCCCCGGACUAUGAAUCCAGAUUCCUACAAUCUUCUAGGCAGGGUCAGGCUUUGCUGCAAAGACUGCAGGGGCUGAAGAAGAAGGGAAUCAAUUUGAAGAUAGCCAGUGGAAUGAUCAACUCUUCAGAGCUGAAGAGCCUGUCUCGACACAGUGAUGUACACUACAUUAACAUGACAGCCCUGACCAAAGGCUUUCUGCACUCUUCUUUCUGGGUGGUGGACAGGAAGCACAUCUACAUCGGCAGCGCCUCCAUGGACUGGCGAUCACUGUCCACGAUGAAAGAACUGGGCAUCAUCGUCUACAACUGUAGUUGCCUGGCACUGGACCUGCACAGGGUAUUCAACCUCUACUGGCAGCUGCAGUAUAAGGACUUUAUACCGUCCAUGUGGUCCAAAAGGCUGAGCGCCCUGUGGAACAAAGAUGAGAACCUUCCACUUCUCUUCAACAACACCAAGGCUGAAGUCUUUGUCUCUAGCUCUCCAGAUGUCUUCUGCCCUAAAGACAGGACCAGAGACCUUGAUGCCAUAUCCUACGUGAUCCAAAAGGCCAAGAGGUUCAUCUACAUAUCCAUUACAGACUAUCUGCCUCUCACUAACAGGAAUGCUCACAGAUACUGGUCACGUAUAGACGGGAUGCUUCGGGAGGCCUUGAUCCUGAGGAACAUCGAAGUGCGUCUGCUAGUAAGCUGCUGGGAGCAGACGCAUCCCCUGACCUUUAACUUUGUGUGGUCCCUGAAGACCCUGUGCAUGGAGCUGGCCAACUGUUCAAUGGAGGCUAAGUUCUUCAGCCCCAGGGAGCAGAGAGAUGGCACGCUACAGGGAAUCAACCAUAACAGAUUAAUGGUGACAGACAGUGCUGUGUACAUAGGCAACUUUGACUGGGUGGGGAAUGAGUUUACGUUCAACGCUGGAGCAGGCUUGGUGAUCAAUCAGGCGGAGGGGGUGAAAGAGAAGAACUCAACGUUGGUGGAACAGGUGAGGGCUACGUUCGAGCGGGACUGGUAUUCACGCCACACCAAGAGCCUGCAGGCUAACAAGAUCCCAGUCUGCAACAAGCACCAGCUCAACCAACUGGCACAUCUCAAAAUCGCUCAACCAACAGAGCGCAAUGGGAGUAAGGAGAGUCCCAAUGGCUCCCUGUGAAUCCGAAGACGUGGUGUGUUACAAGACUGAUACUGAAAUCGGACACUGUAGACGUAAUAUUUGGGACUUGGAGGGCAUUUGUUCAUCUAUUGAACCUUCUGCUUAUUUCAUCCUGACUGUUUCUUACAGAAGACAUUCAUGGAAAGGGAACUGAUCAAAUAAAUGGAUUGUCUAUUGAAUGCUGAACCUCA
Oncorhynchus tshawytscha (Chinook salmon) is the source of this 1929-nucleotide messenger RNA. RefSeq names its product inactive phospholipase D5. Lineage: Eukaryota; Metazoa; Chordata; Actinopteri; Salmoniformes; Salmonidae. Gene Ontology annotation, molecular function: catalytic activity. Bases 302 to 1738 code for a protein of 478 amino acids. The transcript is spliced from 10 exons. The record is from RefSeq and is a predicted model, not a curated record.